AUGGGAGAAACGGCAUACCAACCCAAGACAUUCAAUUCCUCCAAGUUACUUCCCCUCGUGUACCCCGGCAUCAAUGGAGACAGCGAUGAUGCCGAGCAAUGCAUCCGUGAUUCGCUGGAGUACAUAGACGGGAAAGGGAAGAUCGUGCUGUGCGCCGUCGAAACCAUCAAAGACGUUGAUAAGGGCAGGCAGGUCUACAGAGAAGGAGCAGCAGGAAUGAUACUCAUGGACGAUAGCCGUGGUGAUCCUCAUGCGGAAGGCCAUGUCCUUCCGGUCUCCUACGUGAGCUUUGUGGACGGCGAGAAGAUCAAAAGCUGCAUUCGUUCCAUGAAAGAUUCUACUCCUAAUGCAACAAUCGUUUUCAAAGGCACCCAAUUCGGGUAUCGACCAUCGCCAAUGGUCGCCACCAUUUCCUCGAGAGGCCCGAACUUCCUCAACGGCGGCAUCCUAAAGCCCGACGUCCUAGCGCCCGGCGUGAACAUUCUGGGUGCGUGGCCACGCGCCGUCGGGCCCAAUCCUUCCGAACUCGCCAUUGCCACGUUCAACAUUAAAACUGGCACGUCGAUGGCCGCGCCUCACGCGUCUGGAAUCGCGGCUUUGAUCAAGAACAAACACCCAAGUUGGUCACCUGCUUACAUCCGAUCAGCCAUAAUAACAUCAGCCACCAGCCUUGACCUGGACGGGAACCCGAUCGUCGAUGAGAACACUGGCUCCCCCGCCGACAUCUUCGACAUUGGUGCAGGACAGGUGAGGCCAUGGGCGGCCAUGGAUCCGGGCCUCAUCUACGAUCUCGAUGCCGGUGAUUACAUUGGAUAG
Messenger RNA from Elaeis guineensis (African oil palm), 816 nucleotides. RefSeq names its product subtilisin-like protease. Gene Ontology annotation, biological process: proteolysis. The record is from RefSeq and is a predicted model, not a curated record. Gene Ontology annotation, molecular function: serine-type endopeptidase activity. NCBI's taxonomy places the organism in Eukaryota, Viridiplantae, Streptophyta, Magnoliopsida, Arecales, Arecaceae.